This is a messenger RNA of Micropterus salmoides (largemouth bass), 2153 nucleotides long. It is a transcript of the gene get4, whose product is annotated as guided entry of tail-anchored proteins factor 4. Gene Ontology annotation, biological process: protein insertion into ER membrane. Gene Ontology annotation, cellular component: cytosol; BAT3 complex. Lineage: Eukaryota; Metazoa; Chordata; Actinopteri; Centrarchiformes; Centrarchidae. Gene Ontology annotation, molecular function: protein binding. The transcript is spliced from 9 exons. The record is from RefSeq and is a predicted model, not a curated record. Bases 53 to 1024 code for a protein of 323 amino acids.
UUCCGGUGUCCCACUGUCAACACUUGGUCCGAGCUGCUGCUGAGCAACGACGAUGUCGGAGCAGGAGUCUCUGAGGUGCUCCAGUGCCAGAAACCGUGGAGGCGUACAGAGGGUCGAAGGAAAACUGCGAGCCAGUGUAGAAAAAGGGGAUUACUAUGAAGCACAUCAGAUGUACAGGACUUUAUUUUUUAGGUACAUGUCACAGGCAAAACAUGCCGAGGCCAGGGAGCUGAUGUACAAUGGCGCUCUACUCUUCUUCAGCUAUAACCAGCAAAACAGUGCAGCAGACCUGUCCAUGCUGGUUCUGGAGGUGUUGGAGAAAUCUGAGACAAAAGUUGAAGAUGAAAUAUUAGAAAACCUGGCUAAGCUGUUCAGCCAGAUGGACCAGAACUCCCCAGAGAGAGUAGCGUUUGUGUCCAGAGCCUUGAAAUGGUCCACGGGAGGGUCUGGCAAGUUGGGUCACCCAAAACUACACCAGCUGCUGGCUAUCACUUUGUGGAAAGAGCAAAACUACAGUGAGUCUCGUUACCACUUCCUGCAUUCGUCUGAUGGAGAGGGCUGUGCACAAAUGCUGGUGGAGUAUUCGGCGUCACGAGGCUUCCGUAGCGAGGUCGACAUGUUUGUGGCGCAGGCCGUCCUACAGUUCCUCUGCUUAAAGAACAAAAACAGCGCUUCCGUGGUGUUCAGCACAUACACAGAGAAACACCCGUCCAUACAGAAGGGCCCUCCCUUCGUCCAGCCUCUCCUAAACUUUAUCUGGUUUCUGCUGCUGGCAGUGGAUGGGGGUAAAUUAACAGUUUUCACAGUGUUAUGUGAGCAAUAUCAACCUUCCCUGAAGAGGGACCCCAUGUAUAAUGAGUAUCUCGACAGAAUAGGACAGGUUUUCUUUGGCGUUCCACCCAAACAGUCCCCAUCAUACGGUGGACUGCUAGGAAACCUGCUGAACAGCCUGAUGGGUUCGGGCGAGGAGGAUGACGCGGCUGAAGAGGCCCAGGAGGACAGCAGCCCCAUAGAGCUUGACUGAGCCCGCCCCAGGACAAAGAGAACAAACGAACACACACAAAAAAAAAGAGGAAGACCACACCGCCUCCCUCCUUCACCUCCACAACAAGGGCAGGGCGAGGCGCUGGCCCGUAUUUUCAGAGGCGUGCUGUUUCCAAAAAAACCAUCCCACACAUAAAAUCAGAAAAAUCAGGCCGCCAAAAUAUCCCUCUCAGCACUGCCGGGACUGACUGCUCCAAACUGCAAACUCUUCCCGUGUUGAUUUAUUGUGAGAUUAUAUAAUUUUAUUUGAAUUAUUAUUUUUGUUAGUUUGGGACUCUUGCUCUGUUUAGGGUCUAUGGUUUUUAAACACGAGGUGACAAACUGCCCUCUCCUUAUAAAAACUCCCACAAGAUGGGAAUGGUUGGAGUCUCCCAGUGGAUCCACACAUGAAACCCCUCUUCAUAAUGUUGUUGAGUACAUCACUAUAAGAGGGUCUAGUGAACUCACUACAACUUUCCAACUGUUUUGUUUGCCAGACGGCUGAACGAAGCUCCAUUAGGGCCGUGGUGUUGCUGCUGUUAUUAUUUUUUUUUUUAAACAGCCUUCUCCGUUAAAAGUUUCUUCUUUGAGUAGUGAUUCAAAUUGUACUUGUAGUCAUUUUCUCAUUUCUUUUGUCCAUUAGCUAUAUGGACAAAAGGACAACAGAGCCCUCUUUAAGUUAUUAUCAGAGGUCAUCAUGCACCUUGAAUAUCAACCAAACAAACCCUGUCGCCUCAGCGUCUCCUUCAAAGAUCAUAGUGGUGGCUGUCAUUCAAGUGAAUUAGUGCAAACACAGCUGCGAAUAGCAACAUUUUAGAGGCCCCACUUUUUUAUUGUGCACUUGCUGAACCGCUGCUGAGCUUGUUUGCAUCUCUUUUUGUUACAGUUGCCACAUCAUUAAAAAAAAGUCUGGCAGUGAGGUGUUGGACGCACUUCAGAGUUUGUGUUUUGCUGGUUGUUUGGCUCUGGCUGUCUACCUGUCGCUGUGAAAAAUAAAAAGUCAAAGCUGGGGUUACCUUCCAAGUCUGUAAAGUGAUCUUUAUUAGAGGAGCAACAUGAGACACUGUGAAAACCUGUUGAAAGACUGUUGGAGUGAAUCUUGCUUUUUAAGUAAAAAAUGCUAAUAUCUA